AUGGAUCACCAACAACACGCCCACAGAGGCACCUACAACCACGCGCCGUCCCCUCCUCCAUCCAGCCCAUCAUUUGCCAUGCUCACCGCUCUGCGCUCCGUGUCGUCCAUUUUCAACCACGCCAAGUUCUCGCUCGACACCACCAGCAAAGCCGCCUGCUCUGCAUCGACAUUCCCCGAUCAAGCCACCCUCGUCCUGCGCAGCAAGGGUGCAAGGGUUCCCAUUCCCUACGCCGAUCCUCCCUCAGCCUCCCCGCCGUUUGCUUUCAAUAAUAUCCUCCCAGGACUCAUCCACGGCCCACCCCCACCCUCCAAGACGACCCCUCCUUUAGCAAACGAGGACGCUCCUCUCCAGUCUUCCGUCGUCUCCGUCCCCUCCAUCUUGGAGAUGGGCCACGCCCGUUUGGGUCUACCAGCCCUCGGCGUCCACCCUCGACCACAGCAAACGGUCGUCGUCGUCGUCGUCGUCGUCGUCGUUGCCCUGCCUAAGCUUGUGUGGCGUCGCGUCAAGUGGCUCCGUGCGCUCGACGACUUCGAGGUCGUCCCGUCUCCUAGUGGUCGGCCGCCCAUAUCUCAUGUAUAA
Molecule: messenger RNA, 582 nt
Organism: Colletotrichum aenigma
Lineage: Eukaryota; Fungi; Ascomycota; Sordariomycetes; Glomerellales; Glomerellaceae
Exons: 2
Coding region: 1-582 (193 amino acids)
Source: RefSeq, a predicted model, not a curated record